AUGGCCGGAUCUCAAUUAAAGCAACUUAAAGCCGCACUUAAGUCAAAGGGACUUAUUGGACAAACCAAUACCAAAUCCAAAAAGGCCAAGCAUUCCCGAUCCGAAACCAAACGAGAUGAAAAGGAAAAACACAUCAAUGAUAUCCGAGAUCAAUUUAAUAAAUUUGAUCAAAGAGUAAAUAGAACCAAACAUGAUGUAUCCAUUAUUCAGAAUGGUUCAUUUGUAAAGAUGGGUUCGAAGCAACAUAAUGCAACCUCUCAACGUAAUGGAGCUGUUCAAAGGACAAUGAAGAUGCAAUAUGAAUUAGAAAAGUCUAAAAAGGGUAAAACUGGUGGAGUUUUGGAUAAGCGUUUUGGAGAGAAUGAUUCUCAUUUGACAAAGGAAGAAAAGAUGUUAGCAAGAUUUACGAGAGAAAGACAAGGGACAUCGAAGAAGAGAAAUGCGUUUUCAUUAGAAAGUGAUGAAGAGCAAGAUGAGGAGGAUUUCGAUGGUGGAUUUACAUUAACUCAUAGUGGGCAUGAGCUUUCUUUAGAUGACGAGCAGACUGUUAGAUAUGUGGAUGAAGAUUCUCUUGCUCCUGCCGAUGAAGAAGGGCAACCUCCUAGGAAAAAGAGUAAGAAAGAAGUCAUGAAGGAAGUGAUUGCCAAAUCUAAAUUCUAUAAACAACAAAGACAAAAAGAAUUCGCCAAGACUCAAGAUGACAUAGCGGAUUUGGAUGAAGAGUUUGGAGAUGUUAUGGAUGAUUUAAGAGGUAUUCAGACCAAGCAACAAUCUAUCUUCCUGACUAAGACUCCUGAGCUGAUUGAGUAUGAUGCGAAAGUUCGUGAAUUAACCUAUGAAAGAAGAGCAGUUCCUGCUGACAAAACCAAAACCGAAGAAGAGAUUCGUAAGGAGCAUGAAGAUAAAAUGAAGAAAUUGGAAGCAGAUAGAUUAAGGAGAAUGGAAGGUUUCGUUGAAGAAAGAGACGUAGUUGCUGAUGACUUGGAUGACGAGUUUUGGAAUGCAGGAAGUGAUGAAAAUGAAGAAGAAGGGUUUACAAUUAAGGAAUCUGAUAAUGAAGAAGAAGAGGAUCUUAGUGAAGAAGAAGGUGGUGAUGAACCUACUGGGAGACCAAAACGAGCCAAGACAGACGCAGUAGUUAUGCCAUCCACACAUGCAGAAUUCCUUGAUGCACAUGCGUCAUUGGAUUCUUCUAAGCAUUCAGCACAUAUUAUGAAGAUCUGUGAAACAUAUAGACCAAAUUUAGCUAUGGGAAAUAAAGAGAAAAUGAACAAUUUCGUCGGUAUAUUAUUCCAGCAUGCGUUAUAUCUUGCUGAUGAAUCCAAAGAUUUUGAACCAAUAGUUAAAAUCAUUAAGAAAUUGGCUGAGACUUAUAAUCAAACCCUUGUUGAAACUGUUCGUGAAGAAAUUAAUGAAAUUCAAACUAGAAUUGAUAAGCAAGAUUUGCAAAUGAGAGAUUUGGUUUUCUUUGUGAUUGUGGGAUUCUUGUUUUCAACAUCUGAUCAUUAUCAUUUGAUAGUUACCCCAUGUUUAAUUUUGAUGAAUGAGAUUUUGAGUUCUGUUAUCUUCCAUCCAAAAAACAUCCAAACUGUUGGACAAGGAAUAUUUAUUGUUGAUGUCUUGUUAAGUUAUCAAAGGUUUGCUAAACGAUUUGAUCCCGAAAUUGUUAAUUUCAUUGAACAAGCUACGUUGAUGUUGAUACCAGAACCAGAAAAGUUACAAGGUAAGGAUAAAUUAUUAUCAUCAACUAAACUACAAGAAGCAUUUUCCUUAUCUAAAUCAGCUAAAAUUCAACUCGAAUCACUUUCAGUAUCUCAAUUAUUCAGCACUGAAAAUGACAUAAAAUCUCAAUUAUUAGUCAAACUUGUUUCGAUAAUGGACAAGCUAGUCGCCCUCUGGAAAGAAAAAUCAUGCCUUGUUGAAAUUCUAGAAUCAUUCAUUCCAAUUCUCAAACACUUAGUCAAAUAUUUUGCAUCCACCAUGCCACAACUUGCGGAUAUCUUAACCAGAUUCACCAGAAUGCAUAAGAAUAUCGCCGCCCAACGUAAACCAUUGACAUUACAACAACAUCGUGCAAUUGCUAUUCAAACAUUAGCACCUAAAUUCGAGGAAAACUUUAAUCCAGAUAAGAAAUCUUAUGAUGUUAAUAGAGAACGUCAAGAAUUGAAUAAGGUUAAACAUCAAUUGAAGAUGGAAAGAAAGGCAGCACUUAAGGAUAUUAGACAAGAAAACAAAUUUGUGGCAAGAGAACAAAUUGGUGAAAAGAAGAAAAUGUAUGAAGAAUAUCAUCGUAAGAUGGCUAAUAUUGUUAAUUCGAUCCUGACUGUCGAAGGGGCUGAAAAGAAUCAAUAUGAACGUGAAAAGAAACAAAGAAAGGGUGGUCGAUAA
Molecule: messenger RNA, 2388 nt
Organism: Hemisphaericaspora subhashii
Lineage: Eukaryota; Fungi; Ascomycota; Pichiomycetes; Serinales; Debaryomycetaceae
Gene: NOP14
Product: snoRNA-binding rRNA-processing protein
Exons: 1
Coding region: 1-2388 (795 amino acids)
Biological process (GO): maturation of SSU-rRNA
Cellular component (GO): small-subunit processome; Noc4p-Nop14p complex; nucleolus
Source: RefSeq, a predicted model, not a curated record